CCUGAGCAUCUUUUGCGAUCUACUUCAUUCAUCUGACUUUUUAUUUUUAAUUUUGCAAAAUUCUAUCGGAUAUGCACAGGAAAUUAUUAGGGGCCCUAAAACAUAUCUAAAGACGGAACCGUCACAGCAAACAACAGACCCCGGUUCGGAAGAGAGCCUGCAGCCGAGCUCUGAGUCCCGGCUCCCGGAUACGUGCCCCGACGCGCGAGCUGCUCCAGCACCGAACCCCCGCCGCGCGCCACCUCUGCCCUCCAAACCCAGCACGAUUCAGCGAGCAAAAGGUCAACCAGACAUGCCCUGUGUUCAGGCCCAGUAUGGCCCCGCCCCCCCAGGGUCCAGUUACUCUGCCCAGUCCUUCGUCUAUCCCGGCGAAUACCACGGUAGCGAGCUAAUGGCCCCGGACUACGCUAAAUGCGAUCUGGGUGGAGGGGAGAUCUCAGCAGCAGCAGCCACCACGUCACUGCCCAGUUUUAAUGUGUUCGUCGAGGGCGGCUUCGAGCCCAAGCCCUCGUGCUUGUAUCAGAUGUCUGCACCACAACGAUCCACUAUUAAGAAGGAAGAGGAGAGUUAUGCAUCGGUUGAUGAAGCCAUGGCCACCGGUUCCAUGUAUUUUAAGCAGUCUCCACCUUCGACUCCGCCCACACCACUCCACCCAGGCCCUGCUGGCACCUCUUUCCUGUGGGAGGAGCCUCACGGUCUACCUCUGGUGCCCCAAACAUGCUCACGCUUCACCCAUUUCUACGAUCAGACAGCACAGUCCGUGCCCACUUCCAGCAGCUAUGAGGCGCCCAUGGGCUUGCCGAUCCGGCCCGAGCGCUCGCCUUCAUCUUCUUCCUCGCACCCACCGCCCGGCCUGGAGCCGCACUCACAUGCACACUCGCACGUGUACCCACUGAGCGUGAGCAAACAAGGAGGCCUGGGCUUCCGUUCGCUGGGCAUGGGGCCUUGCCCACAGUCGCUCCUGGCAGAGAGCUUGCCAUCGCCACCUGGACGCGCCACCUCUGGGGAGGGCACGUGCGCCGUGUGUGGAGACAACGCCGCCUGCCAGCACUAUGGUGUUCGCACAUGCGAAGGCUGCAAGGGAUUCUUCAAGAGAACAGUGCAGAAGAAUGCAAAGUAUGUUUGUUUGGCCAGUAAAAACUGCCCAGUGGACAAAAGGAGACGAAACCGCUGUCAGUACUGCCGCUUCCAGAAAUGUCUCAGUGUGGGCAUGGUGAAGGAAGUGGUGCGCACAGAUAACCUGAAGGGGCGGCGAGGUCGUUUGCCAUCGAAGCCCAAGAGUCCUCUACAGCCUGAACCGUCUCCCCCUUCACCCCCUGUCAGCCUGCUCAACGCUCUCGUCCGCGCCUACUCCCAGUCCAUCCCCCGAGAGCUCGACUACAGCCAGUUCAGUGCGGUAGAGACAGGAACUUUAGCCGAAGCCCAGCAGAUUCAACUGUUCUAUCGCGUCCUCACCGGCUCCAUGGAGGUGACACGUCGCUGGGCCGAGCGGCUCCCAGGAUUCACCGAGCUCCACCAUGAUGACCAGAGUCUGCUCAUAGACUCAGCCUUCCUUGAGCUCUUCGUACUCCGCCUGGCCAACAGGUCAUUGUUGGCAGAGGAGAAGUUCGUAUUCUGUACAGGCCUGGUGCUUCACAGGCUGCAGUGUCUGCGAGGUUUCGGAGAAUGGCUCGACUCAAUCAGAGAUUUCAGCUCUCAUCUUCAGAGUCUCAGCCUGGACCUGCCCGCGUUCUCUUGCCUGUCGGCCCUGGUGCUGCUCACAGAACAAUGUCCCGGCCUCAGGGAGCCCAAGAAAGUGGAGGAGCUGCAGUCCAAGCUUGUCUGCUGCCUUCGAGACCACCUGAGCUCCGGCGGGGCCACAAGUGUAGCCGCAGCAGGCAAAGCCCCGCCCCCAGUGGCAGCCGUUCUGGGACUGAAGGCGGAGCUUAGGUCACAGCGCACUCAAGGCCUACAGAGGAUCUUCUACUUAAAGCUGGAGGACCUGGUCCCACCUCCUCCACUCAUUGACAGGUUCCUGGACACACUGCCCUACUAAUACAGACACGCCCCCACAAAGCUCACCUGGGCACGCCCACAAGCUGGGGACACAUCACAGAGGACAGAGCCAGAAGAGAGACUCACUGAACUUGAUUUUCUUUCAAGAUGCUCUAGAUGUACACUCUUUCCACCUCAGCUCUGUGUCUGAACGUGUGUGUGUGUGUGCAUGUGUGUGUGUGUGUGUGUGUGUGUGUGUGUGUGUGUGUGUGUGUGUGUGUGUGUGUGUAAAAGAGCGAGAAAUAAAUCAAGAGAUGGAAGGUUGGAAGUUUUCUAUUCAGUUAAAAAGCAGUCAGUAUGCUCUACAUACACUUACACACAGUUACACAUGAGACACAAAGGACAUGUGUGUGAGAGUGUAUAUGUGUCUCUGUGGAAAGCUUGAGGCAAAACAAAUCAACAGACAUCCAGACAAAGUGCAUUAAAUUCUAACCACCGACCGAAUCACACUCCCAAAACUGCAUACAAGUGCAAUUUACUAAGUGCUUUUUUUGAGGAAAAAAACAAAACAAAACGAUUAAACAGAAGAGUAGAAAAGAAAACGCAGGAGAGUGUGUGUGUUCCAUUUCUAUUUCAACUCUAAAUUAUUUUAAUACUACGACUCACCCUGUGAAGUAAUGAUAUCAAACCAGGCAGAUUUCUCACUCACCAGUCUGCUAACUAACUCUUGCAACUCUUGAGCAAGUUCUACAGACUUGAAAUUACUGUAGAGUUUUAUUUCUUUUUUUUCUGGUUUUUGCAAGCCAGGGAAUUUUAGGGUUAGGAGUGUAGAACUAAAAAGAGUGCAAGGAAGCAUUUGGGCUACAAGCACUUAAAAAAGGAAGAAAGGAGAGAGGGAUGGGGCAUGGA
Molecule: messenger RNA, 2883 nt
Organism: Neoarius graeffei (lesser salmon catfish)
Lineage: Eukaryota; Metazoa; Chordata; Actinopteri; Siluriformes; Ariidae
Gene: nr4a3
Product: nuclear receptor subfamily 4, group A, member 3
Exons: 8
Coding region: 293-2035 (580 amino acids)
Biological process (GO): cellular response to corticotropin-releasing hormone stimulus; regulation of transcription by RNA polymerase II
Cellular component (GO): transcription regulator complex; nucleus
Molecular function (GO): zinc ion binding; RNA polymerase II cis-regulatory region sequence-specific DNA binding; nuclear receptor activity
Source: RefSeq, a predicted model, not a curated record